Molecule: messenger RNA, 2967 nt
Organism: Zootermopsis nevadensis
Lineage: Eukaryota; Metazoa; Arthropoda; Insecta; Blattodea; Termopsidae
Source: RefSeq, a predicted model, not a curated record
GGUGUUGCUGGCAGUAGCAGCAGUUCGCAAUGCCAGGAGUACUCUUUGUCGUGUGUGUUCCCACAGCUGAAUAUGAGAAGUCUCUUUUGUAUGGAACAUCUCCAGUUAUCCUGCCCUCUGCUGACACUAUACCUAUUCAAGGUUUACAGAAAGGAUCUACAGGGGAGAACCUCAUAAAACUGGAUGCCUUAGACCCGAAAGAAGGACUUAUGAGACAUGGGUUGGGGAAGAUAAGUCCAUUAUUUCGCUCCAAAGAACCCUCAAAUGGUGAGAAGCACGCAGUAUCAACAACAAAAUUACAAGAACCUGGCACAGUGACUAAGAAUACUAUGAAUUUUGGCAAUGAAAUAAUAUCAAUGGAGCGGAUAUUAGAAGAACUGCUAAAGAAGUUGGAAGUUGAACACGUUGUUUGGUGCAAUGAUAAGAAUGGCUUUUAUUACCAGGUGUUUUUCCCAGUUGGAGCUGGAGAUCCAUGUGAAAACUGUCUUCACUGCUUGACAGAAAUGGGAAUUGGAAUAAAAUACAAUUCAGUAGUAAGUGUUGUACCCUGCACAGUGUUCUAUAAGGGCAUGGAAGAGGUGAAUGAUGAAGAUGAGGAUUCUUCAGAGAAGAAGGCUUGGAACAACUUUGUGCAGUCGGUCCGGGCAAAACUGACAGUGAAAUCAGUAGUCGAUGGUGUGAGAAGCUCAGGAGAGUGUUCAUUUGAUUUCCUCUUGCUUGUUCUAACAGCUGAUAUGAUUGCAGCUGUGGGAUUGGUGGAGAGUAACUCUGUGAACAUAGUUGCUGCUAUGCUGGUUUCACCACUCAUGAGUCCAAUUAUGACUGCUACAUUUGGAACUGCAAUUGCAGACAGGAAAUUACAAAAGAUUGGUUUUCGAAGUGAAAUUAUAGGUCUUUUGAUGUCACUUGUAUUUGGAUUUAUAUUUGGCCUAGUACUUGGAACAACAGAUGAUCCAUGGGGAACAGGAGACUGGCCUACAGAAGAGAUGAAGGCCAGAGGGAUGGCACGAUCAUUGUGGAUUGGUGUUUUAUGGGCCCUCCCAUCAGGAACUGGAGUUGCAUUAGCUUUGCUUCAAGGUAGUGCAGGCCCUCUGAUUGGUGUUGCCAUAUCUGCUUCAUUGCUGCCACCUGCUGUCAAUUGUGGAAUAAUGUGGGGUUUGGCAUGCAUAGUCUUAAUCUAUGAUGAUGUCAGAAUCCCUUAUCUUAAAGGAGAGAAUUAUAGUGGUCCAACAGAAGCCAAGCUUACGUACACAACAAUGGAUAAAUAUCCUUCAGAGUUGGCAAUUAUGGGAAUAAUCAGCUUCUGUCUCACAUUAGUGAACAUUGCGUGCAUUUUUACAACAGCAAUAGUUGUGCUUAAGAUUAAAGAAGUGGCUGCCCCGUAUACUUCAAGUCCUGACCUAAGGCGUUUUUGGGAGCAUGAUAUUCGUGUUGUUCGAGAUGCCAACAGAGCCACAAUGAACCAAGCAAAUGACAAGGGCAAUGCCAGUGAUGUUGAACAGGCAAUUAAUGAGCUGAGCACGGUCCCUCCUGAUGAACUGGAAUACACACUGGAAGCUGCGGUGAGGGAAGCCAUUGAUGACAGCACAUUCCGCAAGGUGAACCGAUGCAGUUAUUCUGCCAACACAGCAGAUAUGAGUCAUGUGUUAGGGCUUGGAGGUAGUCACAGUAACAGAGCAAGCAGUAUUAACACUGGUACAUCACCUCUCCAAGACCGCGAGAUGCUAGAUCAGGUUAUUCAUGCACUUCUGGAUUACCAAUCACAGCAAAACCCAGCAACACAAGAAACGACCCUAAACAGGUUCCGCCAGCUGUCUCGAUCUCUACGUCAAAGUUCAAGACGCUCCAGUGGGCGACUUAGCACCCGAAGUUCCUUCCAACGGACCCCACGCAGUGUUCAUAGUCAACAUGAAAACCAAGGAGGAUUGCAAUCAGACACUGCUGGUCUGCCUACAAUCUUGGAAAGCAGCAACACUCUGCAGAAAAACUCAGGAAGCACAAGACCCCAAUCUCUCUCGGAGAGAGCCCUCAAUGCCCCUGUAGUGAGAAACAUCAUGCAGUCCCUGUCCAAUUCACAGCAUAGGUUUGUUGGGUCUCCUACAUCACCUUCAGAUCGCCGGAGAGAAGAUCAGUUUGAGAGAAUUAGUCUCACAAUGAAUCCAGAAUAGAAGUCUGAGGAGCUGUAUUAUCAACUUUAUAAAUUGUGACACAUCAGAACAGUACAAAUGUUAAAAUAAUAUUCUCCUUAAUAAAGUAAUGCAAUUAUGGGGAAAGCUCUGGAUUUCAUUAUAUGUUGGUAAGUAAACUGCAGAGUGUCAGAAUUAAAAGAAAUUUAUAAAAUCCUUGCUGUCAAAAUACUGGUAAAGAGUCAGGUUAGCUCGGUAAGAAAAAUGACCAAUUAAGGGUUAGAUUUGUCAGGAUUUAAUUCCUUACAGAGAUAGGAAUUGUUAUUAUUUGCUACUAUGUUCUAUCCGAUUUUGGCAGCCACCUGACAUCCAUUUGGCACAGGGGAAAAAGUGGUUGAAAUUAGAAGCUGACUACUCUAGUCCAUUUAAUUUUUGGCUAGCAUUUCACCCAGAACAUAGAACCCACCCUAAACUCCAAUUCAUUGGUUUCCAGGAGUUGCAUUUCUUUUAUUAUUUAGUUCUUAAUUUACCUGUUUUAUUUCUACUGUGAUAGGCAAGAGGUCAGAAGAAUAGUGAAAACUGUGCAUUAAAUUGUGGGAAAAUAACUCAGGAAUUUUGGGAAAGUUUAUAUAUUGAUAGUGUAACUGACUGGAAAAAUGGAAAAGCUGCAGUGUAUCAGAUACAUGUAAGUUCUACAAAUCCAGUGAUUUUAGCACUUCUUAGAGUCAUUAUAAUAAUAGUAGUGUGUUUUUAUUUAUCUUCAUACUCUCUUUUAUAAACAGAGAUUGCAGGUCCAUAUUUUAAAUAUAUUGGAAUUCUUUAGUGACACUAUAUCCACUCC